Messenger RNA from Caenorhabditis remanei, 387 nucleotides. RefSeq lists its product as uncharacterized. NCBI's taxonomy places the organism in Eukaryota, Metazoa, Nematoda, Chromadorea, Rhabditida, Rhabditidae. The coding region runs from base 1 to 387 and encodes 128 amino acids. The record is from RefSeq and is a predicted model, not a curated record. The transcript is spliced from 4 exons.
AUGUCUGAGGAUUUACGUUUAUCAGCAAAAGGAGAUGUAUUCGAAACAAAUGAUAGAAUUUUACGACUCGGAAAAGCAAAGAUUGGUGCCUGCUUCGUGUUCACUUUUGCUCUAAAAAUGAAAUCAAAAAUGAUUUUUGGAAUUCUGGCUGCAUAUACGAUUAUUUCUCUCGGCAACAAAUUGUUUCGUUUUCUAUAUGGAGUGAAUGAUGGGGAUUGGUUUCAUAGGUGUUUUUGGAAAUGGAUGCAAGCUGUUGCUGUUGCCAUUGUUGUAUUCUUUGUUGCUGCUGUUGUCCAUGUUUUGAAAGAAAGUAUGAUGACGAAUGGAAUCAAAUCAAAAGUGAAAAAGGAUCGCAUUUGGUCGAAUAAAUUGAUUUUUUUUGCUUGA